Molecule: messenger RNA, 2463 nt
Organism: Propithecus coquereli (Coquerel's sifaka)
Lineage: Eukaryota; Metazoa; Chordata; Mammalia; Primates; Indriidae
Gene: PIWIL1
Product: piwi-like RNA-mediated gene silencing 1
Exons: 19
Coding region: 1-2463 (820 amino acids)
Biological process (GO): regulatory ncRNA-mediated gene silencing
Cellular component (GO): P granule
Molecular function (GO): protein binding; piRNA binding
Source: RefSeq, a predicted model, not a curated record
AUGACUGGGAGAGCCAGAGCAAGAGCGAGAGGAAGGGCCCGGGGUCAGGAGACGGUGCAACACGUGGGUGCCGCUGCUAGUCAGCAACCUGGUUGUAUUCAGCCUAGACCUCAGCAGCCACCGGCAGAGGGGGAGUUAGUUGGCCGUGGACGGCAGAGAGGAGGAACAGUAGGAGCAACAGCCAAGUCACAAGAACUCCAGAUAUCUGCUGGAUUUCAGGAGUUAUCAUUAGCAGAGAGAGGAGGUCGUCGUAGAGAUUUUCACGAUCUCGGUGUGAAUACAAGACAGAACCUAGACCAUGUUAAAGAAUCAAAAACAGGUUCUUCGGGAAUUACAGUAAGGUUAAGCACUAACCAUUUCCGGUUGACAUCGCGUCCCCAGUGGGCCUUGUAUCAGUACCACAUUGACUAUAACCCACUGAUGGAAGCCAGAAGACUCCGUUCAGCUCUUCUUUUUCAACACGAAGAUCUAAUUGGAAGGUGUCAUGCUUUUGAUGGAACAAUAUUAUUUUUACCUAAAAGACUACAGCAAAAGGUUACGGAAGUUUUUAGUCAGACCCGCAAUGGAGAGCACGUGAGGAUAACGAUCACUUUAACAAACGAACUUCCACCCACAUCGCCAACUUGUUUGCAGUUCUAUAAUAUUAUUUUUAGGAGGCUUUUGAAAAUCAUGAAUUUGCAACAAAUUGGACGGAAUUAUUAUAACCCAAGUGACCCAAUUGAUAUUCCAAAUCAUAGGUUGGUGAUUUGGCCUGGCUUCACUACUUCCAUUCUUCAGUAUGAAAACAACAUCAUGCUUUGCACUGAUGUUAGUCAUAAAGUCCUUCGAAGUGAGACUGUUCUAGAUUUCAUGCUCAACUUUUAUCAUCAAACUGAAGAACAUAAAUUUCAAGAACAAGUUUCUAAAGAACUAAUAGGUUUAAUUGUUCUUACCAAGUAUAACAAUAAGACAUACAGAGUGGACGACAUUGACUGGGACCAGAACCCAAAGAGCACCUUUAAGAAAGCUGACGGCACUGAUGUCAGCUUCUUGGAGUACUACAGGAAGCAAUACAACCAAGAGAUCACCGACUUGAAGCAGCCGGUCUUGGUCAGCCAGCCCAAGAGGAGGAGGGGGCCUGGGGGCACAUUGCCGGGGCCUGCGAUGCUCAUUCCCGAGCUCUGCUACCUGACAGGUCUAACUGAUAAAAUGCGUAAUGACUUUAAUGUGAUGAAAGACUUAGCUGUUCAUACAAGACUAACUCCGGAACAAAGGCAGCGUGAAGUAGGAAGACUCAUUGACUACAUUCAUAAAGAUGAUAAUGUUCAAAGGGAGCUUCGAGACUGGGGUUUGAGCUUUGACUCCAACUUACUGUCCUUCUCAGGAAGGAUUUUGCAAGCAGAAAAGAUUCACCAAGGUGGAAAAACAUUUGAUUACAAUCCACAGUUUGCAGAUUGGUCAAAAGAAACAAGAGGUGCACCGUUAAUUAGUGUUAAGCCACUAGAUAACUGGCUAUUGAUCUAUACUCGAAGAAAUUAUGAAGCAGCCAAUUCAUUGAUACAAAAUCUGUUUAAAGUUACACCAGCCAUGGGCAUACAAAUGAAAAAAGCAAUAAUGAUCGAAGUGGAUGACAGAACUGAAGCCUAUUUAAGAGUCUUACAGCAAAAGGUUACAUCAGAUACCCAGAUGGUUGUCUGUCUAUUGUCAAAUAAUCGGAAGGACAAAUACGAUGCUAUUAAAAAAUACUUAUGUACAGAUUGCCCUACCCCAAGCCAGUGUGUGGUGGCCCGAACCUUAGGCAAGCAGCAAACGGUCAUGGCCAUUGCUACAAAGAUUGCCCUGCAGAUGAACUGCAAGAUGGGAGGAGAGCUCUGGAGGGUCGACAUGCCUCUGAAGCUGGCGAUGAUAGUUGGCAUUGAUUGUUACCACGACACCACCGCUGGACGGAGGUCAAUUGCAGGAUUUGUUGCCAGCAUCAAUGAAGGAAUGACCCGCUGGUUCUCGCGAUGCGUAUUUCAAGAUCGAGGACAAGAGCUGGUGGAUGGGCUCAAAGUCUGCUUGCAAGCUGCUCUGAGGGCUUGGAAUAGCUGCAAUGAAUACAUGCCUAGUCGAAUUUUUGUGUAUCGGGAUGGUGUAGGAGAUGGUCAGCUUAAAACACUGGUUAACUACGAAGUACCACAGUUUUUGGAUUGCCUAAAAUCUGUUGGUAGGGGUUACAAGUAUGAUUUUUUCAUCGUGAGCCAGGCUGUGAGAAGUGGUAGUGUUUCUCCGACACACUAUAACGUCAUCUAUGACAGCAGCGGCCUGAAGCCAGACCACAUACAGCGGCUGACUUACAAGCUCUGUCACGUGUAUUAUAACUGGCCAGGUGUCAUUCGUGUUCCUGCUCCUUGCCAGUACGCCCACAAACUGGCUUUCCUUGUUGGCCAGAGUAUUCACAGAGAACCAAAUCUGUCACUGUCAAAUCGUCUUUACUACCUCUAA